This is a messenger RNA of Pistacia vera, 1644 nucleotides long. RefSeq names its product nodulation-signaling pathway 2 protein-like. The record is from RefSeq and is a predicted model, not a curated record. The transcript has a single exon. NCBI's taxonomy places the organism in Eukaryota, Viridiplantae, Streptophyta, Magnoliopsida, Sapindales, Anacardiaceae. Gene Ontology annotation, molecular function: DNA-binding transcription factor activity; sequence-specific DNA binding. Gene Ontology annotation, cellular component: nucleus. Bases 1 to 1644 code for a protein of 547 amino acids. Gene Ontology annotation, biological process: regulation of DNA-templated transcription.
AUGAUUCAAUCUCAUCCUAUUGAAGAUUUAUCUCUUGAUGAUAAAUUUGUCAAUAAUGGGGUAGGCAUGGAUGAUGAUCUUAUGAUUCUGAAUUUCUUUGAGUCCUCCACAUUCUCACCUCCUUUUACCACAACUCAUGAUCACGACUCCCUUGAAACUUCUAGCACAAAUUUCGCACCUUCUGCCAUGUCCAAUGAGUUUAUUGACUUUGAUAAUUUUCCGUUUCAUGUUAACGAAUCUUCCUCAGUACUUGGUUUGGAGGAUUUGGACCCCAAUUUUAACAUUGAAUUAGACGAGAUGAGAGAUUGGUUAGAGAAUGGUGAUCAUCGAGAAAGUGAUGAUUCUUAUUAUCAUCAACUCUCUAUUUAUCAAGAGGUUACUGACACAUCUAUGGACGUGACUUCAAUAAUUCAGCCAAUCCUGAACUUGCCUACACAAGACAUGGAGAUUAACAAUGAACUCUGCACAAGCCAUCUAGCAAAGGCCUAUGGUGAAGCCAUGGCGAAUGAACAACGAGAGCUCGCGGAGGUGAUCGUGAGACGCAUCAAUGAGAAAGUCAGUCCUGUCGGUGAGAUUACGGAGCGCCUUUUGUAUCAUUCUUUUCGGCCCUUGAACAACGAAGCUAAUGACAACUAUCUUAAACAAGAGUCCUGCAAGGUUUUUGAUGCAGCUUUCGAGGCAUUCUAUAGAGUGUUCCCGAAUGGAAUGUUCGCUCAUUUCACUGCGAACUCGGCGAUUCUUGAGGCCAUUCCUCAUGAUGCCGGGGUUCUGCACAUUGUUGAUUUUGACAUGGGAGAGGGCAUUCAAUGGGCUUCAAUGAUUGUGGCUCUUGCUCAACAACAGAAGCUGCUACAACAAUUCGGUAUUAUCUCACAACAAAUAACCUUAAAACUUACAUCAAUAAAGUGGAAAAAUGGAGAUUGUAUUUGUGGUCAAGCUCAUCCCCAUUUGAGAUUUGAGGAGACAAAGAAGCAGUUGAUUUGUUAUGCAAAUUGUCAUGACUUAAAGUUGAAAGUUGAAGAAAUGGAACUACAAGAUUUGGUAAGUGAGAUAAAGAAAACUACAAGAAGAGGAAGAAGGAGAGAAUGGCUAGCCUUCAAUUGCAUGUGGGCUCUUCCCCACAUGAGGAGGAGAAGAAGAAGAAGGCAUGUUAUGGAGUUUCUAAAGGUGGCUAAGGAUUUUUUGCCCAACUCUGACAGUAAUAAAACUACUAAUGAUAAAAACAAUGGAAUGAUUACUUUUGGUGAUGGAGAUACUUGGGAGAAAAUAGAAGAUUACUCUUGUUUUGGGUCAUUCUUUGAUAGUUAUCAGGAACAUUACGGAGCAUUGUUAGAAUCAAUGGAAUGGAACUUCCAUAAACGUCUUGUAGAAGCAAGAAUAGCCAUGGAGUGUCUCUUUGUGGCACCAUUUGCCUCUUGUGUUGCUUUGUUAGAAAAGUGGAAGGAAGUAAAAGAGGUCUGCGAAUUUGAGGCGGGAUUUGGGUUGAAAGGGGUGAGAUUAAGCAGUGAGAGCUUAAUGGAAGCUAAAGUAAUGGCGAGAGAAGGUGAAAGUUUGUACACAGUGAGGAUUGAAGGUGAAAAUGCAAAUGAGAUGGUGUUGGAAUGGGGAAGAACCCCAUUAGUAAGAGUUUCUGCAUGGAGAUAG